AUGGGUUUAAUCCGAAAAAGUUUAUAUUACGGGCUAAAUUUGAGAAUAUAUACCAGUAAUAAUUUUUGUAUAAAUUGUAUAAGAGCUAAAAGUUCGGCUGAAGCAAAAACGAAAACGUAUUCACACACAAUUUUGUUUCCGAAAACACUUUUUCCAACUCGUUCUAACAAUGCUAUCAAAGAAGAGGUUCAGAAGAUGGCUCAGUUCGCAGAACUUUAUACAUGGCAAAGAGAAAACUUGAAAGGUCCUGAAUUUGUUUUACAUGAUGGACCUCCAUAUGCGAAUGGCGACUUACACAUGGGACAUGCUGUUAAUAAGAUUAUAAAAGAUAUAAACAACAGAAGUCAAAUAUUACAAGGCAAUAAAGUCCAUUAUGUACCAGGGUGGGACUGUCACGGACUUCCAAUAGAAUUAAAAGCCUUACAAAAAGCAAAAAAAUCAUCAAAAAAUAUCUCAUCACCUGUGCAUAUACGACAGAUUGCAAGAGACUUUGCAUUAGAAACAGUUACAAAGCAAAAGAUGGCUUUCCAAAGUUGGGGUAUUAUGGCUAAUUGGGAUACUUGUUAUUUGACAUUGAAUAAAAAUUAUGUACAAAAUCAAUUGAGACAGUUCUAUAAAAUGUAUAAGUCAGGAUUAAUAUUUCGUGCACUAAAACCUGUUUAUUGGUCACCAUCAUCAAAAACAGCUCUUGCAGAAGCGGAAUUGGAAUAUGAUCCACAGUUUAAGAGCAAAGAGGUUUAUGUUAAGUUCCCAUUGGAAAGUGUGCCUGUUGCUGCUAAUAAUGUUAUUUCUGGUAAGGAUAUCUCAGCAUUAGUAUGGACAACAACACCUUGGACUUUAGUCGCAAAUAAAGCUAUAUGUUACAAUCCAAACAUGAAAUACAGCGUGUGCGAAUUAAGUGACAAGUCAACUGAUUUGUUUCUAAUUGCCAGUGCACAAAUUGAGUAUUUGGAAAAGGUUUUUGGUGUGGAGAUUAAGAAAAUUAUUGAAUUUGAUGGUAAAGAACUACAAGGUAUGAAGUAUAAAAGUUUACUAACAUCAGAGAAGCUUCCAUUCUUAGAAGCGAGUCAUGUGACGGAAGGGAAAGGGACAGGUUUAGUUCAUACUGCGCCGGCGCAUGGACCUGAUGAUUUUUUGGUCGCUUUGAAGAAUAAUAUGACAGUGGAAUGUAAUGUAGACGAAUCAGGUCGUUAUAUAAAUUUGGGAGAUAGAUUUGAUGGUCUGUACGUCCUUGGAGAUGGUCAAGACGAGGUUAUUAAUGUUCUAGAAGAUUCCAUUAUUCAUAAGAAUGUAUACAUACAUUCAUAUCCUUUGGAUUGGAGGACGAAGAAACCUGUCAUCAUCAGAGCCAGCCAGCAGUGGUUCAUUGAUACAGCCGCUUUGAAGGAUAAAGCAUUGGCAGGUCUAGAUAAAGUAUCUCUGCUGCCACCGUCUAGCGCGGUUCAGUCUAGACAAGGUUUUCGAGCUCAGCUUGAGAAGCGACCCUAUUGGUGUAUAUCUAGACAGCGCGCUUGGGGCGUGCCCAUACCUGUCUUGUACAGCGGUGAAAGGGUUAUCGUCGAUGAUGGAGUUAUAGAAAAGUUGUGCAAUUUGAUAGAAAAAAAUAACACGGAUGUUUGGUGGACUUGUGACGUCAGAGAUCUGAUCCCAGAUGACGUCAGAAAUAAAUAUAAUUUGAAGUAUGAAGAAGUUAGUAAAGGGAAUGACAUAAUGGAUAUCUGGUUGGAUUCCGGCUUAUCGUGGCAGACAUUGGAGGGCAAACGCGCUAAUCUUUACUCUGAAGGUGUCGACCAGCUCACCGGCUGGUUCCAAACAUCGUUGUUGACUUCCUUAGCUUUAACUGGGGAAGCUCCUUUUAAAUCGAUUUUCGUACACGGCUUUGUAGUAGAUGAGAAGAAACGAAAAAUGUCCAAAUCUAUAGGAAAUGUUAUAGAUCCUUAUACUAUUAUUUAUGGAGAUAAGAAACAACCAGGUUAUGGUGUAGAUACAUUGAGGUGGUGGGUUGCUAGCCAUUCCACUCAACAUUCACAAAUCGUGAUCAGCAAGAAACUUCUAGAAGAUUGUCAAAGUGAGGUUAUAAGAAUUCGCGCCAUAAUCAAAUAUCUUCUAGGAGUUGUCAGUGACAUGGACAAAGGAAAUUUCGUUGUACAGCCAAAAUUAAAUUACUUCGAUCAAUUUAUUAUUAUGGAAACAUAUAAUUUUCUACAACAAAUUACUGAUCAUUACAAUAAUUUUAGAUACAAUCACGCAGCGCAAUCUAUUUUAUUUUUUAUCAGUAAUAAAGUAUCAAGUUUAUACUGUCAUUGUAUAAAAGAUAGGUUAUACUGUUCCGCAAAAGAUUCUGACCAAAGACAAUCCGCUCAAUUAACAAUUCAUACGAUUUUAGUCGCUCUGUGCAAAGCUAUAGGACCUAUUUUACCGCAUUUGAUAGAGGAGGCAUGGCAACACCAUACUUUAUACGUGAAACCGUUUUAUUUUACCAAAGAAAUACCGAUGCUGCCAAAUAAAAAUAUUGAUACAUCUCUAAUGGUAGCCAUUUUGGAAAUCAAAAGAGACGUUUGUGUGUUAAAUAAAAAUGAAAAUUUAAAAAAGUUUAAUUUGCAUUUGAAAUUAAAUUCUGAUUUGUUUUGUAAAUUGAAUACUUUGAAUUAUUCUGAUGAUGUUUACGAUAGUGUAUUGACAGAAAUUCUUGAAGUUUCAUCUGUCAGUUUAGAAGAGGUUAGAAAUGGCGGGAAACCUUGGCACAUUGAGUUGUCAAAGAGUAAGAAGAAUCAAUGUUUGAGAUGUAGAAAGUAUAAUGUUUUAGAUAACAGUGAUAAAUGUUUAAGAUGUGAAAGUGUUGUUUCUGCGUUAUAAAAUUUAAAAAAAAAUAGUUGA
Molecule: messenger RNA, 2877 nt
Organism: Papilio machaon (common yellow swallowtail)
Lineage: Eukaryota; Metazoa; Arthropoda; Insecta; Lepidoptera; Papilionidae
Gene: IleRS-m
Product: isoleucine--tRNA ligase, mitochondrial
Exons: 12
Coding region: 1-2856 (951 amino acids)
Biological process (GO): isoleucyl-tRNA aminoacylation
Cellular component (GO): cytosol
Molecular function (GO): ATP binding; aminoacyl-tRNA deacylase activity; tRNA binding
Source: RefSeq, a predicted model, not a curated record